Messenger RNA from Iphiclides podalirius (scarce swallowtail), 522 nucleotides. The record is from the annotation of a GenBank genome assembly. NCBI's taxonomy places the organism in Eukaryota, Metazoa, Arthropoda, Insecta, Lepidoptera, Papilionidae.
AUGAAAAACCAUAACGGGCAGCGCCUUGGGGGACGCCAGCGCCACACGGUGCCGCCGAGUGGAGUCCAGGCCAAGGUCGAAGACCGUCCACCGGGCUUGACGGCGGUGCGGGUCGCCCAAGUCGCGGAAUCUGUUUACGGACCCGUCGCCUUAUCGCGGUUCAGCUCUCGCUGGGAUGUCGACAGAUGCUAUUUAUCAAACGUCAGUCGGCAGCCGGGAGCGUUGAGGCGUAAUAUGUUGCUCGUUUGUCGCUGCGUCGGGUGCGGUGGCGCCAACAAAGCGCCGAUACGGAGUCGCGGACCUCACAAGAAGCCCUAUGUGGAGCGCACGGAGCACGGAGAAAUAAGUGUCACGACCACGGGUCAGCCGCUAUCAGGGGUCGCGUCAUAUUUUACCGCCGACACAUCAUUGAUAUCGAUGGGAACAUUGAAUUUUACGUGGCCGGCGGCGUCUCUUUCGCAACCGUCGCACGGUCCGGUUGCGCAAACGACCGAUAUUCGGACCUUGCCCAGCGACACUGGC